GGGCUGAUGCAAUAGUUGAAGGAGAUACAACGUGUCGUCAGCGAGACAAGCUCAGCGAAUAGCCAAGCUAUUAAGGAGAAACUAACCAAGGCGCCAAGAAACAAGGGACACUCAUAUCUUCGACAUUUAUAAAGAUCCCCAGCUAUUUAUCUGGUGACUGUGAAGAUGCCUGUUAUCAGAACACUCAGCAAGGUGGCUAAGCACGCCCUCCUGAGCCCAGGAUGUGGCUGUCAACCAAUCACAGUGGCCGUACGGACCAUCAGCUUCUCGCCCCGCCAGGUCACCUCGGACGCCAGCUUCCACUCAGUGUCCUUCUCCGAGACAGACCACCCCAAGGUGCUCAUCACAGGCGGCCUUGGACAGUUGGGGGUGGGGCUGGCUACAAUGUUGAGGAAGCGGUUUGGAAACAACAACGUGAUCCUGUCAGAUAUCAGAAAGCCUCCAAGCCACGUCUUCUACAGCGGACCCUUCAUCUACUCUGACAUCCUGGACUAUAAGAACCUGCGUGAGAUCGUGGUGAACAACCGCAUCACGUGGUUGGUCCAUUACAGCGCCCUGCUCAGUGCCGUGGGAGAGGCCAACGUAGCUCUGGCACGCGACGUCAACAUCACUGGGCUCCACAACGUCCUGGACAUCGCAGCGGAGCACGGCCUGCGUCUGUUCGUCCCCAGCACCAUCGGAGCCUUCGGACCCACCUCUCCCCGGAACCCGACCCCUGACCUCUGUGUCCAGAGACCCAGGACCAUCUACGGGGUCUCCAAAGUCCACGCAGAGCUCAUGGGAGAGUACUACCACCACCGCUACGGCCUUGACUUCCGCUGCCUCCGCUACCCAGGCAUCAUCUCUGCCGACUCACAGCCUGGCGGAGGAACGACAGACUACGCGGUAGCCAUCUUCCACGAUGCCGUCAAGACGGGGAAGUUUGAGUGCAACCUGAAGCCAGACACGCGGCUGCCCAUGAUGUACAUCGACGACUGUCUGCGUGCCACCGUGGAGAUGAUGGAAGCGCCCACAGACACCCUCUCCAUGAGGACCUACAACAUCAACGCCAUGAGCUUUACCCCUGAAGAGCUGGCUCAGGAGGUCCAGAAACAGCUGCCUGACCUGGAGGUCACCUACGACAUCGACCAAGUCAGACAGGCCAUCGCCGACAGCUGGCCAAUGAACUUUGACGACUCUAACGCGCGGAACGACUGGGGCUGGAAACACGACUACGACCUCCCGGAGCUCGUCCAGACCAUGCUCAACUACAUCGGCUCGGACUCGCGCGUCGCGAAGGCCAACUGAGGGGCCAGCGGUGGUUAUGGUGCUCGGUGGUGUGCUGGAGCAGUGUUCGUUUCUUUGUACAUACUGUAAAGCCGGUUGUUAUAGGAGGGAGACACGUGGUCUGUAAAUAAUAGAUUUCUCUCUCUCCUCUCUGUCAUUUGGAAGGGCUCUCAAUCCGUCUGUCUCUUUCUGUGUCUGUCUGUCUCUGUCUGUCUGUAUCUCUCUGUCUGUGUCUGUCUGUAUCUCUCUGUCUC
This is a messenger RNA of Coregonus clupeaformis (lake whitefish), 1520 nucleotides long. Its product is annotated as L-threonine 3-dehydrogenase, mitochondrial. Gene Ontology annotation, biological process: L-threonine catabolic process. The record is from RefSeq and is a predicted model, not a curated record. Gene Ontology annotation, molecular function: L-threonine 3-dehydrogenase activity. The coding region runs from base 166 to 1287 and encodes 373 amino acids. The transcript is spliced from 9 exons. NCBI's taxonomy places the organism in Eukaryota, Metazoa, Chordata, Actinopteri, Salmoniformes, Salmonidae.